This is a messenger RNA of Rhizophagus irregularis DAOM 181602=DAOM 197198, 2358 nucleotides long. RefSeq lists its product as uncharacterized. The record is from RefSeq and is a predicted model, not a curated record. NCBI's taxonomy places the organism in Eukaryota, Fungi, Glomeromycota, Glomeromycetes, Glomerales, Glomeraceae.
GUUGAAUUAAAGUUAUUUGAGUAAGGUUGAACAAGAACGCCAUUACACUAAAUAUACGUAUAUAUAUGUACGUAUUGCUUCUAAAUAAUCAAAAAAUAAUUUUUUGUCAUUAUGACAGUACAAGAUAAUAAUAAUGAAUCGGGAAAUUCAAACAUUCCCAAAAGUAACGAUGUAGAAGUAGUGGUUGCACAGGAAAUUCCGGAUGUUCCAUUUGAAUAUUCAAAGAAAUUUCAAAUUGGAGGUACAAAAUUGUUGAUUGUCGAUAAAGAAGAAAAUAUAAUAAGUGGAAAUGCUCCUAAUUGUUGCGUACUUGGUAGCCCUGAACAUGUAGCGGCAUUGAAAGCAAAAAUUGAUGAAUUGAAAUCACAUUCUGAGCAAUUGGAACGAGAACGUAAAGAAGCUUUAGCACGUUCAGAAUCCGUAUCAAAUCAACUUGAUAAACUUGUUGGAGAAUUAUCACAAUUAGGUCAUCAUGACACUUCAAAAAAUGGAGAACAAACAAUUCAUGCUACAAUACAUACAUUUGGUCCAUUACAACAAAAUCUUGAAAUAAUAGAAGACGACGAUUCAUCCGAAGAUGAACAUAAAUACGAUAGAAUAAUGAGACAACCUAAAAUAAGACAGUAUUGGCAUAAUGGAAACUUACAUAGAGAAGCCGAAGAAAGAAGAGUCAGUUUUACGGAAUUAUUUUGGGAUUUAAUAUUUGUAGCUGUUAUCGGAAAUUUAGGUCAUGAUUUAGUUGAAGAUAUUUCUGGUACUAACAUUGAAAGAUUUAUUUUAACUUUUUAUCCUAUUUACAAAAUAUGGUUGGAUAUGGCUAUGUACAUGAAUCGGUAUAGUUCAGACGAUAUAUUUGAGAAGUUUUUCUUUUUAUUUGAGAUGAUACUUGUAAUUAUAAUGGGCACACAUGCAACGGAUAUAUUCCAUGAAAAUGUAUCAAUUUAUCUCGUGUCGUUCAUUAUUGCGCGCAUGGUAUUUGUAUUUUUACAUAUAUUACAUGCAACAUGGAUUCCAUUAUUUCGCGCAUCAUUUAUGAAUAUUGCGUGGGGAGUUUUUAUUCCAUGUGUAAUUUGGAUUGUAGCAAUAUUUGUUCCAAGUAAUUGGGUUAAUAUAGCAAUGUGGAUCGCGAUUGCGAUUGAAAUGUUAUGGACUAAAAUAAUGCCAUUAUAUCUUCGAUUUGGAAGAAAAACAAAAACUCAAGAUGAAAUUGUUGUUGAUACAACACGUGAGAAUACACCUGCAAAUGAUCCUUCUUCACCUACUUCUCCAACUACUUCAUCAUCACCUACCUCGCCUAUCUCGCCAUCUUCAACAAUUACAAGUCGUGCACCACAUAAAGCAAUGAGAACUCGCGGUACAGAAUAUCAAUGGAAAUGGAAAGAUUUAUUCAUAAUAUUUGAUACAAAUCAAUAUAGACCUGCUUUAAAUAUUGAACAUUAUAGUGAAAGAUUAGGAUUAUUCGCAAUUAUAGCUUUGGGUGAAGGCGUUCUUGGAGUUUUAUAUACCAGUUAUAAUCCACAACCUGAUGGUCAACUUGGAAAGGCUAUAUUAGGAUUGCUAAUUACUUAUAACCUACAUUGGAUAUAUUUUAUUGUGGAUGGUAGUAAACAAUUCCAACAUGCUUUAAGAAGACAUGUUAUUACCGGUCUUUUAUUUGGAAUGACUCAUUUUCCUUUGAACAUGGCGUUGGUUGCAUUUGGAGCGUCAUUAGGAAAAAUUGUACAACUUCGUGAUUUUCCUGGUGCUCAUAGCAUUCCAACAAAUGAAGUCGGUUCUCAUGCAUUAGUAGCUGAAAGUAACUCUCCUUCCGAAAGUACUCCAACAGAAGUUGAUUCACAUAAUGAUUCAUAUGAUCCUCAUAAUGCUCCAUUAUUUUGGUUAUAUAGUGCUACAUUAGCAAUUUCGUUAUAUUGUAUGGGCAUAGUUGGAGUAUUACAUAAAGGAUUAGACGAAGAUAAUUAUCUAAGAAUUCCAAAGUCUUAUCGAAUUAUCUUGAGGUUCAUAAUUGGAACAAUUUGUUUAUUGUUACCAUUAAGUAAAGUUAAUUCAUUAAAUUUGGUUGUUAUAACAUCAAUGCUUUCAAUAUUUUUGAUUAUCGUUGAAACUUAUGGUAGACUUAGAAAGGGAUUACCAUUAUUUGGUAAAUGUGAAGAUGAUGUUAUAAUACAUCCCGAAUAUAAGAAAUAUAUUAAAUGGAGAUGGGGGAAUAAAGAUUUAAAUAAGGGAACUUGGAGUACUGGAAUUUUGAGAAAAAGAAAGAACAAAAAAGAAAUUGGGAUGGAUGAUAAAUUAAUAUUUGAGAGUUAAUCAUAAAUUUAAUGUGAAGUAUAAAAAAAUUAUAAUGAAAAAAAAAACUUG